AUGGCGGAUUCCCGAUUUGAAGGGGAGUGGGAGGGACAGCAGUUUAGGGAACUGCCCAUGGUCCAAGAAGGGGAACCUGUGCUGACCUUCCGGGGGCCCAAGAUGCGCAGGGGGGAGUGUGUCCUCUCAGAUUCAGAGGACAUGAAAGUCAGAUACCUGGUGCGCUACCAAAGGGAGGGGUUCAGUCCUCCAAGGGGGGGAUGGGUGGCUCCCGUGGCAGAGGUUGAGGCUGAGGUGGAGCCCGCACCUGAGGUCGAGGAAGAGGCAAAGAUGGAGCAUGGGGACGAGGGGGAGGCUGAGUCUGAGGUGGAGGUCGAGGCUCACCCUGGCGGCCCAGAGGCCGGGCCUAGCGACAGCCGCAGCCCCAGCCCCAAACGCAGCCGCAGGAACCCGAGACCCAGCCCAAGCCAACACCUCAGCCGCAGCAGCAGCCGCAGCAGCAGCCGCAGCAGCCGCCUCAGUAGCCGCCGCAGUAGCAGCAACAGCAGCACCAUCAGCCUCGUGGGGGACGACGAUUUGAAUCCCAGCGAGGACGACUUUACCAGCUCCCGUUCUAGCCCCGGAAGUGCCCACUCCAGUGCCCACCUGCUGGGUCAGCAGCACUCAAACCCCAGAAUGGAGCUCUGCAAAGAGCAGCUCAGCUCCAUUGUUGUAAUCGGGGGGUGGGAAUAUGAGUGGGUGCCCCAGAGUCGUCUGCUCCGUUACUCUGCUAUCCAUAUGCAGCUGGACAGUGAUACCGCUCUCCAGAUGGCAGCUAAGAGGGAACAACGGGAGGACUGUCCCGUGACGUCGUCGGGGGGCAGCACCUGCGGGGCCAUGGCUGAGCAUCCACCACCCCAGAAGAAGAGCCGCAGAAGGAAAAGCCGGGGGAGGGGGAGGUCCCGCUUUCAAAGGCGCAAGUUUCGGAGAGGGAGGAGGGCUGCUGGGGAUUUCCAGCAAGAGUUCCAGGUCUACCUACCUAAGGUCUUGAAGCCCCUGCUCGUUCAAGACUGGGAGCUGGUGACCUUGGGGAAAAAGCUCUUUACCCUUCCAGCUAGAAAGACUGUUGAUGCCAUCCUGACUGAGUACGCUUCCUUCCACGAAAACUCUGGGACUGCCGCCAGGAAGCACGCAGUCAAUGAGCUGAUGGCCGUGAUCAAGGAGUACUUUGAUCUGGUGCUGGGGACCCAGCUCCUCUACAAUUUCGAGAGGCCACAGUAUGCGGAGAUCCUGAUUAGCCAACCCACUGCCCAAAUGUCCCAGGUGUAUGGAGGUGCCCACCUGCUGCGCCUCUUCCCGCAGUUGAGUUCCAUGCUGUCCUGUACUUCACUAGGUGAGAGGAGUCUCAGUGUGUUGCUGACCCAUUUGCAUGAUUUCCUGGAAUAUCUGGAAAACGAUCCUUUUCUGUUGUGUAUUGAUCCCAUUGAUUACCAGCUGGCUUCUGCUGAGUACCAGCAAGCAGCUGGGUAG
Messenger RNA from Antechinus flavipes (yellow-footed antechinus), 1449 nucleotides. RefSeq names its product mortality factor 4-like protein 1. Gene Ontology annotation, cellular component: NuA4 histone acetyltransferase complex; nucleus. The record is from RefSeq and is a predicted model, not a curated record. The transcript has a single exon. Gene Ontology annotation, biological process: chromatin organization; regulation of DNA-templated transcription. NCBI's taxonomy places the organism in Eukaryota, Metazoa, Chordata, Mammalia, Dasyuromorphia, Dasyuridae. Bases 1 to 1449 code for a protein of 482 amino acids.